AUGCCGAAGCAAGAGUUCAACCCACUCGACUACACCGGUCCCAUUGUCGUCGGAUUGAUUUUUUGCGUUCUGCUCUUCAUCAUCUCGUUCUUUGUGAUCAACUUCUUCUGCAUCACCAAGUACGACGAUAUCACCAAGUUCGAACUGGUCAGCGGCUCCUUCUUGGGUUGUGAAUAUCAUCCAUCUAAUUUUCAGUUCGGCGGCAGACACGGUCUCCGUCUCGGCCCACACUCGCUCGUGGUUGUCCGUAAGGGAGGAUUCGUUUCCCAGGAAGACGAUGAUGAGGCCCAGCAGUGA
This is a messenger RNA of Caenorhabditis sp. 36 PRJEB53466, 297 nucleotides long. Lineage: Eukaryota; Metazoa; Nematoda; Chromadorea; Rhabditida; Rhabditidae. The record is from the annotation of a GenBank genome assembly.